Molecule: messenger RNA, 252 nt
Organism: Mesorhabditis spiculigera
Lineage: Eukaryota; Metazoa; Nematoda; Chromadorea; Rhabditida; Rhabditidae
Source: the annotation of a GenBank genome assembly
AUGAACGCCUGCUUAGGGACCGGGAAGCGGCUGAAGAGGAUAAAAAUGCGCUCGGCCCGCAGCUACACGACAAUACACCCUACACUCCACGAUAUAUACGGACAAUACGACACUACUAUGGACAACACACAAACGCGUGAUACCAAAGAAGAGAGCAACAUCAAAAUGGAACAAUUAUGGAAAUCGACAUUCUGGGAAAAUAGCAACUUUUUGGCCUUAAUAGACACUAGCAAGGCUAGCAGGCGGCUGGAA